CAAGUCGUCCUUCUGCAUACUACACGUAAUUAAAGCAACAUGUGAGAAAUGUUGAUAAAUUUUGAAAAAUAUAUAUUACACCAAAACCCAGGGUGUAAGAAAUUAUCCAUUUGCAUAUUAAUUGAAGGCUGACCACCUGAUAGUGUUCCAGCCUUGGUACACAAACAUAGCGAAAGCCUCGAUGUCGUCCCUCACCGAGGAUUCCGAGCUGACGGUGGAGUUACCAUUUGGACAAGAAAUAACGGUUAUCCAGACUUCCGAUGGGAAAAUUAAGUGUCCCUUGUGCACCGUCCUGGUCUCCUCCGUCGCCUACUUUAAAAACCAUCACACCUACAAACACACGAGGAAAGACCUGCUCUGCGACUUUUGCGGUUUACGUAACCUCCCUGACCAGGCAACUUUCGAGGAACACGUGACAACAUUCCAUUCUGACGAGAAUCUGCUAAAAUGUGCGAAGUGUGGGUAUCUUGCUAAAGAUAAAUUAGCCUUGUGGCGACACAUUACAAGUACAGAGGUCCACCGAGAAAAUAAAUUCCUCUGUGGACAAUGUGACGCAGGGUACUCAUCCGCUGCAAGCUUAAAGAUCCACGUGCACAAAAAGCACCUAAACCAACCCCUGCCUCUCAGCAAGUGUAAAGAAUGCGACGCUCAAUUCCAAGAAAGGUGGUCACUCCGCCACCACGUGGCAACCGUACACCGGGAAAAUGUGAUAAGCAAGUGCACCCAGUGUCCGAAAGAGUUCGAAAACUUGGCACGCCUUAAAGCCCACGUGAAAAGACAACACGCCGCCAUAACUCAAAGUAACCCGUGUUCCCUGUGCAACAUAAAUUUCCGGCAGCCCGAGCACCUCAGGCGACACGAGAGAUCAGAAACGCAUAAAUUGAUGGCAAACGGGGAGACGGCCGAGGCUCAGGCUAGGAUCGAGGUGACGAAGCACAGGACAAAGAGAAACAAGAUAACGGAUGGCAUCCUCCCAGACUCUGACUCGGAGAAAGUGACAUAUGUCCCAAAAAGAGUAAGAACUUAUAAGAGAGUGAAAAAAAUGGGGCAAAUUAUUCACCCAAAGGGUGCACCAAAGAAAAACCAGCCGCGGUCACAACCUAAAGUGGGGCGUUCGGAACUUAAAACGACCCGAAAACGGGGCAAGAUCAAAACUGAAAUCGAGUACGAUGAAAGAGAAGAUGAUUCCACCUCAAUUAUAAAAAUUGAAGACCCAUUCAUCAAACUUGAACCUGAUUAUUUAGAUGACGAGGAAUGUGACGGAUUAUAGAAAUAAAUUAGUAACUAAAAUAUAUAACAAAUCGCAUUUUUGUAUAUAUGCAUAUACAUAUACAGUUAAAUAUAAUAAUUAUUUUUUUACGAAAAAUA
Molecule: messenger RNA, 1368 nt
Organism: Folsomia candida
Lineage: Eukaryota; Metazoa; Arthropoda; Collembola; Entomobryomorpha; Isotomidae
Product: transcriptional repressor CTCF
Exons: 3
Coding region: 182-1270 (362 amino acids)
Biological process (GO): regulation of transcription by RNA polymerase II
Cellular component (GO): nucleus
Molecular function (GO): RNA polymerase II transcription regulatory region sequence-specific DNA binding; DNA-binding transcription factor activity, RNA polymerase II-specific
Source: RefSeq, a predicted model, not a curated record